Antrostomus carolinensis (chuck-will's-widow) is the source of this 2187-nucleotide messenger RNA. It is a transcript of the gene PSIP1, whose product is annotated as PC4 and SRSF1 interacting protein 1. The coding region runs from base 188 to 1480 and encodes 430 amino acids. The record is from RefSeq and is a predicted model, not a curated record. Lineage: Eukaryota; Metazoa; Chordata; Aves; Caprimulgiformes; Caprimulgidae. The transcript has 13 exons.
UUUUAUAUUGAAGCCUCAUCCAGCCAUUAACACUCCUAUCAAAGAAACUGUUCAAGAAAGCAACCAGGAACCUGCUGAGGGGAGUGAAGAAAAAGCAGGAGCCAAAAGAAGAAAGUCUUCUGUUCCAAAAUUAUCCCCUAAAGGGGAUAAUAACUUACCUACAGAAGCUGAAACAGAAGAAAAGGAGAUGGAUACUUCAAAGGAAGAUGAUUUACCUUCUGAAAAAAACAGUAAAGAAGAUGUGGUGAAAGCAAGCGAUGCUUCUAUUCCUAAAGUUGCUAGAAGAGGAAGAAAAAGAAAGGCUGAAAAACAAGGUGAAGCAGAGGAAGUAGCAGCAGUGACAACGGCAGCAAUGGCAACAGCAGUGGCAGCAGCAGUGGCAGCAGCAGCUCCUGUGCCAGUGUCUCCAAAAGUAAGCCCCAAAAGAGGAAGACCAGCAGCUUCUGAAGUAAAGGUUCCAAAACCAAGAGGGAGACCCAAGUUGGUGAAACCACCUUGUCUUUCAGAGAGUGACCCUGUUAAUGAGGAAGAGAAGGCAAAGAAAAAAGGACCAGAAGAAAAGCCCAAAAAGCAAGGGAAAAAAGAUGAGGAAAGUCAGAAGGAAGAGGAGAAAUCAAAGAAGGAAUUUGACAAAAAGGAAGGAAAGAAAGAGGCUGAACUGAAAAGGAAGAAUGCUGCAAAAUUAGGUUCUGCAUCAGCUUCUGAUUCUGAAGAUGACGGAGAAGAACAAGAAGGUGACAAGAAGAAAAAAGGAGGAAGAAGCUUUCAGGCAGGUCAUAGAAGAAACAUUGUAAGAGGCCAAAAUGAGAGAGAAGCAGCAGAAAGAAAGCGUAAGCAAGAGGAACAGGCAGAAACUGAAUCGCAGAGUAAAGAAGAAGGCAAGAAAACAGAAAUUAAGAAGAUGGAGAAGAAGAGAGAAACAUCAAUGGAUUCUAGGCUUCAAAGGAUACAUGCAGAAAUUAAGAACUCCCUGAAAAUUGAUAAUCUUGAUGUGAACAGGUGUAUUGAGGCUCUUGAUGAGCUUGCAUCUCUUCAAAUCACAAUGCAACAAGCUCAGAAACAUACAGAGAUGAUUCUGACUCUGAAGAAGAUACGGAAAUUCAAAGUUAGUCAAGUUAUCAUGGAGAAAUCUACUAUGCUAUAUAACAAGUUCAAGACCAUGUUUCUGGUUGGGGAAGGAGAUUCUGUGCUUUCCCAAGUACUAAAUAAAUCACUUGCUGAGCAGAAGCAGCACGAAGAAGCCAACAAAACCAAAGAACAGUGGAAGAAAGGAGCAAACAAAAAAAUGGAAAAGGACCAAACAGGUUCAAAGGUUCUGAAUGGGGCGUCUGAAGCUCAAGACACCAACCAGUCACAACACAAUGGAGAGAACACUGAGGAAAAGAAAGAUAGGCAUGAAGUUGGCAGUAAGAAAAAGACAUCUGGUGAAGAGAGAGAGCUUGAAAAGCCAGCAAAAGAUUCUGCCUUUGAAAGCAAAUGACACCACUGGAGUCUUUUUUUUAAAUACAAAUUGAAGAGGAUUGUUAAGUUUUGCAUUUGAAAUCUAUAGACUGCUGAAAGUUUUAAAUAAUUUUAUAAGCAUAGUAUUUUGAAGUUAAAUUUUGUUGAAUAAAAGCCCUUUUAAUCUUGGUUUAAAAGUAUUUAAACACUUUUGCCAAUAGUUUUGUCCAGUAUUAACAGGUAAUAACACAUUUCAAAAGAUAAAAAUUGCAGUUAGAAGACAAAUGCUUACAUGUUACAGGACUUAGAGUUGUAGUAUAUUUUUACCUGACUACUGUAUGUUUGUCUAGCUAAUAGCAGGGAAAAGUGUAAAUACUUUUAACUGCCCAAUUGCUUUAUUUGUAUAAAACCUACUCUCUUCCUAGGAUACUGACCUCUGUUUGUGCAUAGUUUUUCAACCCCUGUUGGGAUGUCUUUUCACUGUGUUUUGUAGGAGUUGGAAGCAGCGUUUUUAUAGCUGUUAAAAUGUUAAUGUACGAGUAUACUUAAUCACUUUUUUUAAGCAAGUUUAGUUCUGUUGCAAAACUCAUUGUGCCAAUUUGCUGCAAUGUGACUUUAUGGUAUGCUUUUGGUAUAAUAAGUAUACUAGAAAGAAACGUGGUGUUUUCACAUCAACAACCUGUUGAUGCACACUGCUUGGAAAACACUGUCUUGAACAGUUUAUGAAAAUAAAGAAUUUAAACUGAU